ACACUACACACGUGUGCAGUGAACCGAUCACGGUUUUCCCAGUAACGUAAAAAUACACAAUCACACGGAAGUGAGAUUGACCAGAUUGUCUAAGGAAAGGAAGUUUACAUGUAGCACGUACGGUAACCCAGAGACUGGACCUCGUCUGUACCGUUACCCUGUGGUCAAAAUUGCGAUGGUUGACCUCCAUCUUCUCGUACAAACAGUUGUUUACUGUUGUACGUUUGUCUGCGGGUUUGUUGUGGCAAUACCAAUCGGCGUGACAAACUCGAAUUUUGAUGGAAUGUGCAUGCUGUAUGGAGAUUUCAAAUGGACUGCCGAUUCAUUUCUGAUGGAAUCAAGUGAGCAACUCAAUUGUACCUUCUCCAUUUAUCUGAACGUCCUUGGCGGCAUUUUCUACUCCCUGUUCCUACUGGCUUACAACUCGUACGCGCUUCACAAAUCCAAAUCGGAUCACAAUGUUGUAUUCGGGAUGUGGGUUAUGCCCUUCAUACUACUGAACUCAGUCAUGGCCAUCCUGAUACUUGUCUCUUCCUGUAUCAUCACUGUGGGGUUCAACGACUUCUGUAGCGGGAUCACACAAACCGAGUUCUUUUCCAGCUGUUCUGAAGCUGAAAACAGAGAAUGGAAAAACCAUAAAACCGGUGAACCUUUCAAUAUUGGAAACUUCUAUGAACUUAUGACAGUGGGAAAGUUUGCCUCCUGGAUUUCUUUCCUGUUGUGGCUAGGACAAGUAGCUCUUGGUGUUCUACGCUUUGUCAGAAACAGGACACACAGGACACGGAGUGCGGAUCGAGAGCGUAUCGGAGACGUAAACCCGUCUGCCUGAAAUGGCGGGAACAGGAAUGAAUAACUGAUGGAAUUUGGGAAGAGACCGUUGACUUUCAAUAGGAAUAUUCUAUCUCAAUGAUAUGAUCAGAAACUAAAGGAGGAAUGCAAAAUGCCAUUAUUAAUUGUUGUGAUUUCUUUCAAACUGAUUCAUACCUAGGAAUAUUGAAAUAUGACAUCAUAGAUAGUGACCGACCUACUUUUGUAUAGUGGGUUUUUUUUCGAUGGAACAUUUACUAGUUAUACAAUUUAUUCAUAUUUUGUAUUCUUUUUUUCUUUUUUUUUUUUUGGUUGUUGUAUUUUCACUUUUUAUCUGAUCGGAAAAGCCCUUACUGCCACAAAGCGUGUCGUCCGCUUUACAUGUAAAACCAAGAUGUCCCAUAAUUGGUAAUUGAACAUGUGCUAUUAGACCAUAUUAAAAUAAAUAAUUAUUUUUUUUCUUGAAAAUAUUUCUAAUAGUUUAAAAUUAGUUUUUCUCUCAAUCGAUGUACAUUAACGGAUUAUUAUCUAAGACAGAACCACAUUGAGUGUUGGUUUCAUUUUGGUAAUAUUGUUAGACGAAAGACGAGAAAAUUCGACCGUGUAAUGACACGACGAAUCCUGCGAGAAAUUAAGUAAAAACAUCGAAAUGGAUGUAAUAUUUAGUUGGUGGGCUGAAAGUAUUAUGCCUGGAAAAGGUGUCUGUGUAUAAAGGAUUUAUAACUCGGGGAAUGUUUUCAUCUUUGAUAUAUCGUUGCUUGGGUUUAGUUAGACUUCUCAUGAUUUACAGUGCUGUGUGAAUAAAAGACUCAUUUUUGAUUUAUUUAGUUUGAACGUACAAACCUACAGACACAGCUGUGCUAAAAAUGUUUAGCAGCAGUAGAUUGUCGUCUGCUAUAUUAGUGCUUCGGUAAUUUAUAAGGCAUAGGGGUUGCGUAAGGUUCUGCAUCCGAGACAAAGGGUCCUAUAUUAACCUCUGUUGAUAAUCUAAGUAUUUUUUUGUCAGAUUUACAUAACAUUUGGACAAGAUAUUCAGCUUACAAAAAUGCAUACUGAGUUCAAAUGUCAAGGUCGACGUGAUAAGGUCACAGGAGUACUAGAUGUCUUCAGUAAUACAUUUUGUUCUGCCAUUAUGAAGCAUAGAUGAUCGUAAUCUAACAACAGCUAAAUUGACCAAACGUUAAGGUCAAAUUAUGUUUUGUUUCACUGAUUAACAUUUUGUUUUAAGAUAGUGAAGGGCAAGUAAAGUAGACCGGCAGUAAACAAGGAGUUAACGGUCAAAGGUUAAGGUCAGUGAGUCAACGGCCUUUGCUGACAAUGUAAUGCUCUAGUUUGUUUUGUAGCACUAGACUGGGUGCUUGAGAACUGUCCACUAUCUUUGUGGCCAUGCACCUUUUGUUAUAAGUUAUUAUUUACAAUUCUCUACAUUGUGUUUGUUUAAUGUUCAAUUGGGGCCAUACUCUAUAUAUACAUUCUUGAAUUGUAUAUAUACAUAUACUAUAUAUAUAUCAACAUUUGUAAAGUUGUAUCUUUAACAGUUUUACAAUAUUUUCCACCUUUUGUAUUCUUGAUUUUUUCUAUCAUUCUAUUUUUCACUUUUUGUUAGUUACAUGUACAAGUUACUUUGCUUUUACUUGUAUACUCUACAUUGAUGUAUAUCUAUAAAUAUAUAUAUGGGACAAAGAAGUAAUUCAAACAGUAUGAACAAUGAGACUUGUUAAAUUUUCGAGGCAAUCCGCCCCUUUAUCAAAACACAAAAAAUACAAAUACAAUCACAUAAUAUAUACUGUUUAUAUUACUUCUUUGACCCAUAUAAAUAUAUAUAUAUAUAGUAAGACGAGUAUAAACUGAUUAAUAGAUCUGAGGUUAAAUUAAUUGCUUUAAGAAUAUUGAGUACUGGAAAUAUCUCGUUUUUAGUUUGGGUGUCUGACAGUCCAUCAUCUCUUGUUUAACAUUGAGUUAUAAAACUAAAUAUAUUAAAUAUAUCUUACUUGACUUAACACUGAAUGUCUUCAUUUAAUGCGAACCCAUCACUAUUUUUUUCUCAUUUUUUCUUCUUUUUUUCUUUCAGUUAUAAGGUUUAAUCUCUUCUGUUACUUUACAGUGUGGUUAUAACAGAGAUUCAUAACACUGGCUCUAUGGGUUAACUUUGCCUCAUAACACUGGCUCUAUGAGUUAACUUUGCCUCAUAACACUGGCUCUAUGAGUUAACUUUGCCUCAUAACACUGGCUCUAUGAGUUAACUUUGCCACAUAACACUAAAUCUCUGAUGUAACUUUUAUAUCCAUAUGGUAUCUUUAAGUCGUACAACGUUGUAAUUUUGGUUUGUAUUAUCAAUAUUUUGUUGUAUAUGCGAAGGUCAUAGACGUAGUUGUUUCAAAGGCUUGAUUGACCAAACAAUACCGGGAUGUCAAAAGUUCACUUGAUUGUGUUAAAGAAUCUUUUGAACAUGUACACUUCCAUACCUAAACUCCCCGAACUUGUCAUGCUUCUUCUCCGCCACACCAUGGUUACGACGUAGAUGACUGCGCAUGCGUGGCAGUUUCGUAUUCCCUACAAACAAUGAUACCUUCUUUCGAAUCUCACACCUACGAUAAGUAGUAUUUCAGAUAUCAUUAUUAUCAUUAACUAGAUUAUGUUAUGUUUCCAUUGUCUUACUAACACCAGAACCAUAAAUGGUGGUCCUUUUCAAAUAGAGGUAAAAUCUGUAACGUUUUUAUGUCCUAUACUAUCACCUCUCAACCAAUUAUCCUACAUUUUAUUGGUUUGUAUAUCAAAUAAUUAUUGAUAUACGUAUCUAUUGUUUUAUGUAUUGAGGACUUUAUUGAUUAUCUUUGUGUUCAUCAUACCGGAAUAUAGAGUUCAUAUUCAAAUUUGCAAUGUGUCAGCAUUCAAAUGCCAUAGAGUAAUGUGUCAGCAUUCAGAUGCCAUAGAAUAAUAUGUCACAUUGUCAAAUGUCAGUGAUGGUUCGUCUUCAAUUUCCAUAAUAACAUGUGUCAUUAUGAAAAUAUAAUGUGUCUUUAUCCAAAUAUACAUGUGUAACUAUUAAAAUCUAAUAUGUUUUUAUACCAGAUUUCAUAAUAUGAUACAUGUACAAUGUAUGUCCUACGUGAAUACCAUGUGGCCAUAUUCAAAUGUUAUAAUGUAAUGUGUUCAUAUUAAAAUCUGAUUAUGUAAUG
This is a messenger RNA of Pecten maximus, 3986 nucleotides long. RefSeq names its product transmembrane protein 179B-like. The transcript has 5 exons. Bases 176 to 829 code for a protein of 217 amino acids. The record is from RefSeq and is a predicted model, not a curated record. Lineage: Eukaryota; Metazoa; Mollusca; Bivalvia; Pectinida; Pectinidae.